CCAAUAGGAAAAAAUUGACAUAUAAAAAGGUUUCAGGUCUCCUUUUUCUUCAACCUCUCUUUUUAACCUUUUACCUUUUCCCCCUCUUUUUUCGUAUACUUUAACCAAACCGAUAGGCCAUCAUGAGAGAGAUCAUCCACGUUCAAGCAGGCCAGUGUGGUAAUCAGAUUGGUCAAAAAUUCUGGGAAACCAUUAGUCAAGAGCAUGGUAUUGAUCCCACCGGUGCCUAUGCCGGUACCAACGAUUUGCAGUUGGAACGUAUCAAUGUGUAUUACAAUGAAGGUUCCCCAGGCAAAUAUGUCCCAAGAUCGGUGCUUGUGGACCUGGAGCCGGCCACCAUGGAUUCUAUUCGAGCAAGUACCUAUGGCAAGCUGUUCCGACCAGACAACUUCAUCUUUGGCCAAUCCGGUGCUGGUAACUCAUGGGCCAAAGGCUACUACACGGAAGGAGCCGAACUGGUCGACUCGGUGCUUGACAUCAUUCGUAAAGAAGCUGAGCAUACCGAUUGCUUGCAAGGUUUCCAGUUGGCCCAUUCUUUGGGUGGCGGUACCGGUUCUGGUUUGGGUUCCCUGUUGUUAUCAAAGAUCCGCGAAGAGUACCCUGACCGCAUGUUGUGUUCCUAUUCUGUGGUACCGUCACCCAAAGUAUCCGAUACCGUCGUCGAACCGUACAAUGCCGUGUUGUCGGUCCAUCAACUGGUGGAAAAUUGCGACGCCACAUUCUGUAUUGACAACGAAGCUCUCUACGAUAUCUGUUUCCGCACUCUCAAGUUGACCAAUCCUGGUUACGGCGAGUUGAAUCAACUCGUUUCUGCUGUCAUGUCAGGUGUAUCCACCAGUCUGCGAUUCCCAGGACAGCUCAACUCGGAUCUUCGCAAGUUAUUCGUCAACAUGGUGCCUUUCCCUCGUCUUCACUUUUUCAUGGUAGGCUUUGCUCCGUUGACAGCCCUCAGCUCGGAGCAAUACCGCAAUGUGAGCGUGACCGAACUCACCGCACAAAUGUUCGAUGCGCGUAACAUGAUGGCCGCCUCAGACCCUCGUCACGGCCGUUAUCUUACGGUAGCCACCAUUUUCCGCGGUCGCCUGUCGACAAAAGAAGUUGAAAAUCAAAUGUUGGCGGUGCAGCAGAAGAAUUCAUCCUAUUUCGUCGAAUGGAUUCCAAACAGUGUGAAAACUUCCUUAUGUGACAUUCCUCCGGUCGGCCUGCGAAUGUCCGGUACCUUCAUUGGCAACAGUACGGCUAUCCAAGAGUUAUUCAAGCGUGUCAACGAACAAUUUACCGUCAUGUUCAAACGUAAAGCGUUCAUGCAUUGGUACACAGGCGAAGGCAUGGACGAAAUGGAAUUUACGGAGGCUGAAUCCAAUAUGAACGAUCUUGUGUCAGAGUAAGAAAUCGGGUUUUCGUAUGCAUGCGGCAUCUCCAUAAGAAUAAUCUUUUUUUUCUUUUGCAUUUAUUUUCUAGGUACCAGCAAUAUCAGGAAGCGAGUAUUGAGGAUACUGAACUUGAAGAAGGCGAAUAUGAAGAGGAG
Molecule: messenger RNA, 1528 nt
Organism: Radiomyces spectabilis
Lineage: Eukaryota; Fungi; Mucoromycota; Mucoromycetes; Mucorales; Radiomycetaceae
Product: tubulin beta-1 chain
Exons: 4
Coding region: 123-1388 (421 amino acids)
Biological process (GO): mitotic cell cycle; microtubule cytoskeleton organization
Cellular component (GO): cytoplasm; microtubule
Molecular function (GO): structural constituent of cytoskeleton; GTP binding; GTPase activity
Source: RefSeq, a predicted model, not a curated record